AUGCACUUCACCUCAGCCAUCGUCCUCGCCCUGGCAGGCGCCGCAUGCGCCGCCCCCCAGACAGAGAACAAGCCCCGGCAGCAGCAGGGCCAGUUCUCGGCCUCGGACCCGAGCUUCCUCGCCCUCAUCCCGGAAUUCGGCGUCGAGCAGGGCGUGAACCCGACGGGCACGGGCGACUGCGACGGGUUCAACGCGGCGCAGAACAAGGUCGUCAAGAUCAACUGCGAGAAGUGCCCGCCCCCGCGCGACGCCUACGUCGCGCAGCUGGCCGAGGACCUGAACGCGGGCAACGUCUUUGGGUCCCCGAUCACCUUCAACACGGACCCGGCCACCGCCAACGACCCGCAGGCCAACAAGGACCGCGCCACCGCGUGCCUCACGGUGCUGCAGAGCUUCUACGGCUCCAAGGGCGUCGGGUGCCCCGCCGUCGCGGCGCCAAACAUGGCUAAGCAGCAGAACACGGGCAUCAGGGACGACCAGCAGUUUAUCCCCCAGGCGGGCGGUGCUUCGACGAGCUCGGCUGCUAGGAAGAGGAGGGGCAUCUAG
Messenger RNA from Diaporthe batatas, 546 nucleotides. RefSeq lists its product as uncharacterized. NCBI's taxonomy places the organism in Eukaryota, Fungi, Ascomycota, Sordariomycetes, Diaporthales, Diaporthaceae. Bases 1 to 546 code for a protein of 181 amino acids. The record is from RefSeq and is a predicted model, not a curated record. The transcript has a single exon.